AUGCCCGUCCGGAAUCUCGAUGCGUAUCUCUACGAGCAUGGACUGGUCCAUACUGCUCCGAUCACUGCACUCAAGGAUACCCGUCUGGGGAUCGAUGCCCAACAGUGGUUCAAGAACCUGCUGUCCAAUCCAGCCUACAAGGAACCCUUCGUAUCCGUCACCGGCGGCGCCCCACUUAAUAUCUACCAGCACAUGGAACGGGAGCUGCGAUCACUCGAACAGCACCGCAUCAAGCCCGUCUUCGUCUUCCAGGGCCUCCCCCCCACCCGAAGAGACCGUCCGUUCUUCUUCCUGCCCAAUGCCACCGACCUCCAGGAGAACCCGAUCCUCAAGUUAAGGACCCGCGAUAAGGGCUGGGAGAAGUACGUCUCAGGCGACCUCGAAGGCGCAAAGGCCCUCUUCGAUCAGAGCUCGAGCGUCCAACCCAACGACGUCUUCAACCAAAUCCAUCGCCUCUUCCGCACCCGCCAGGUCGAAUAUCUCGUAGCACCCUAUCUCAACUGGGCCCAGCUAGUCUAUCUCGAACGCCACCCCAGGAAAUCCUACAUCCACUCAACCUACGGCUCAACCGAACUCUUCCUCUUCGAUGGCGUCGACAAGGUCAUCCUCUCUGUCGACUUCGACAAGGGGCUCAUCAAGUUUGCCUCCAAGAAGGAGAUCCUCAUCGAGACCGGCCUCAGCCCCGAACAGUUCCUCGACGUCGCCAUCCUCUCCGGCUUCGACAUGUCCCCGAUCUUCCCCCCAUUCAUCGAACGCCAGGAUCACUCCUUCAAGCAUGCCAUCGAGCUCGUCAGACGGUACCAGACCGGCCUGGCCACCGUCCUGGCCUACGCCGAACAUCCGAUGGUCGCCAAGACUGGGUACUUCGACCAGUUCUGCCGCUCCAAGUGCAUGAUCAAAUUCUCGCUGGUCACCGUCGCCGAGGAGGGCAAAGUCCUGCCCCUGCCCAUCGCCUCCCCAACCACCUCCACCCCGCCCUCCAUCACCGAUGUCCCCGCCGAUCUCCACGAGGUCUUCUCCUACAAGCUCCCAGAUGAGGUUUACUUCCAACUCUGCCGGGCGAUGGUCAGCCCCACCCUCCUCAACGUCCUCCUCACCGGCCUGUGGGUCGAACAACCCCCCCUCUGUGGUGGCGAAACCGAGGACUACUGUUCAUUUGUUAAGGAGUGCUUGACUGAGAACCCUUCGGGUCCGAGAUGUGUCGCCCUGGCCCUCGUUCUCUCCCCAUUGCACCCCUUCUGGCAGAAAAAACCAGUGUCUGCCAUCUAUUAUUUCGAUCCUCACAACAACUACACGAUUCCUCACACCUCAAAUGUGACGAUGAACUUGAUCGAAAAAAUCUCGAAUUGGAACGUACCGGCUGGAGUAGUUGAAGAGGAGCUAAAGCGGCAAAACUCAUCGACGAUCGACAUUUCACUCUGUCUAGGCGCGACAUCACAAUCGCAGCUAGCCGGACGUACCCGGACACCGCGAUCGACACUAGCGACGAACCACAAGCCGCUAGAGAAGAAGGACGAGGUAGUGGCGAACACGAUCUGGCGGUUCCUCGAGCUGCGCGGCUAUCUGCACCCGAACCACCAGCACACGAUCCAGGGGAAGGCGCUCUACAUGGCCCUCAAGGAGGCCAAGGUGAACGACAAACUCCAGGAGUCUCUGCUCCUCGUCAUCGAGAUGUUGCGCAUGGGCUGUCUCCACUCCAAUUGGUUCGGCGGUAGAACUUGGACUGGUACCGCUCAUCUCGGAACCGAAGAUGAUAAACGUAACAUGUUACUCGUCAUGAGAGUCCUCUCAAUCGUCCCCCUUUCGUUCAAGUCGAUGGCUUGGCAGGGACCAUUGUCACGGGACCUGUUAACGUUCAACUCGUUCGUGAGAUCACUGAGCAAGUCGAUGCGCCUACUGGUAGAAUCGAUAGUCCUCUCGAUGGUCCUCCGAAACGACACCCGUCGGUCGCGGGAAGACGGGAUGGAGGUGAGUCUGUCGCUGCCGUUCCAGGUCGAGCCGAACACGGGAAUGGGCAUCCUCUUCAAGGGCUAUGCCGACGCGAUCGUCUGCACGAAGACGGAGAUCGAGAACGAGGAGAACGCGGAGGAGCUCCUGUUGGAACUCAAGAAUGAUAUCAUCGCCGGCGCUCAGGACGGCUUCCCGAUGGUCAGAGACGUCAGGGCAGAGCUGAAUAGAGGCUUCAGGUUCUGGGACGCCGUUAUGAAAAUAGUCCGAACACUCAAGGAUGAAAAAGUAAUCAAUUCCAAUCUAUCAGAUGGAUUCGAAAAAGCCAACGAUUGGCUCAAACCUCUGAGAUUAUAA
Messenger RNA from Puccinia triticina, 2304 nucleotides. RefSeq lists its product as uncharacterized. The coding region runs from base 1 to 2304 and encodes 767 amino acids. The transcript has 6 exons. Gene Ontology annotation, molecular function: 5'-3' DNA exonuclease activity; 5'-flap endonuclease activity. Lineage: Eukaryota; Fungi; Basidiomycota; Pucciniomycetes; Pucciniales; Pucciniaceae. Gene Ontology annotation, biological process: DNA recombination; DNA double-strand break processing; mismatch repair. The record is from RefSeq and is a predicted model, not a curated record. Gene Ontology annotation, cellular component: nucleus.